AUGUGGAUAUUAUCCUAUCACAGACAGCAUUCUUCCUGUCAUUCAUGUCCUCGAAAUGCCUAUUGUGUUAAUGGAACUCACUGUACCUGUCAACAUGGAUAUGAGUCUCAGCAAAAGUUUUUCACGUUCCCCUUGACAAUAUGUGAAGAUAGUAAUGAAUGUGCACCACCCAUUAGUUUGUAUUGUGGAGUAAAUGCUGUAUGUAAGAAUAUUCCAGGAAGUUACUACUGUCAAUGUAAUUCUGGAUACAGACUUCUUUCUGGAGGUAUACAAUUCAACAGUUCCAAUGAGAACACUUGUCAGGCAAUCACCUCCUCAAUUACACCACCAACCGAAGACAAGGAAAAGCUGCAACAGGUUGUUAGCAAGUUGGAAUCACUUGUCAACAAUAAGACUCACUGGGAAAAUGCAGAAAAGGGAGAAGUCGCAACCAUGGCCACACUUAUUCUCCAAAAAGUGGAAUCGCAUGUUCUGGAAAUUGCUUUGAAAGCCCCAGAUCAAAAAGUCCAAAAAGUCCACAAUAGAAGUAUAGCUGUUGAAACUCGAGUUGUUACAAACAACUGCUCUGAGGGAGGAAAGAUCUUCAACUUGCAGGCCGAAAAAAAUUCCGUGGACAUCGACUGCAAUGACAUCGUCCAGGGAAAUAUACAAGGUCCCAGUGCAGUGGCCUUUAUUUCAUAUGAUUCUCUUGGGGAGAUCAUAAAUGCGACAUUUUUCAGAGAGAGGAAUGAGAGUGAUCCAGUCUACCUGAACUCCCGGGUAGUGAGUGUUGCUGUUGGACCCAAACGGAACAUUUCUCUCUCCAAGCCUGUCACUCUGAUUUUUCAGCACACAGAGAAGAAUCGCAAUAGCAAGACAACUUUCUGUGUCUACUGGAAAAGCUCUGAGGAGGGCAACCACUGGUCCACAGAUGGCUGUGAUCUGAUACACGUGAACAAGAGCCACACUAUAUGCAACUCCACCCACCUGUCCAGCUUUGCUGUUCUUGUGGCCUUCACGAACCAGGAGGACGAUCCCUUGCUGACUGUGAUCACCUAUGUAGGGCUGGGCCUCUCUCUGCUGUGCCUCUUCCUGGCAGCCCUCACCUUCCUCCUGUGUAAAGCCAUCCAGAACAUCAGCACUUCACUCCACCUGCAUCUCUCACUCUGCCUCUUCCUGGCCCACCUCCUCUUCCUCAUCGGGAUCAACCAAACUGAGCCCAAGGUGCUGUGUGCCAUCAUCGCUGGUGCCUUACACUACCUCUACCUGGCCGCCUUCACCUGGAUGCUGUUGGAGGGCCUGCACCUCUUCCUCACUGCAAGAAACCUGACCGUGGUCAACUACUCCAGUGUGAGCAAACACAUGAAGAAGGUCAUGUUCCCUGUGGGCUAUGGAGUCCCAGCUGUGAUUGUGGCAAUUUCUGCAGCAUCCAAGCCUCACCUUUAUGGAACAUCUGCCUGGUGCUGGCUACAACUGGCUGAGGGAUUCAUCUGGGGUUUCCUUGGGCCCGUCUGUGCCAUUAUCUGUGUAAAUUUAGUUUUUCUUCUCUUGGUCUUUUGGAUUUUGAAAAGGAAGCUUUCUUCCCUCAAUAAUGAAGUGUCAACCAUCCAGAAUACAAAGAUGCUGACAUUCAAAGCAAUAGCUCAGCUCUUCAUCCUGGGCUGCACAUGGUGUCUAGGCAUGUUGCAAGUGGGCUCAGCUGCUCGGGUCAUGACCUACCUCUUCACCAUUGUCAACAGCCUGCAGGGCAUCUUCAUCUUCCUGGUGUACUGCCUCUUUAGCCAACAGGUCUGGAAGCAAUAUCAAAAGUGGUUCAGAGAGAUUGUGAAAUCAAAAUCUGAGACUGAGACUCACACACUUUCCACCACACAAACCCGACAUAAAACCAGCGAGAUGGCUUGA
Chrysochloris asiatica (Cape golden mole) is the source of this 1881-nucleotide messenger RNA. RefSeq names its product egf-like module containing, mucin-like, hormone receptor-like 3 (gene ADGRE3). The transcript is spliced from 15 exons. NCBI's taxonomy places the organism in Eukaryota, Metazoa, Chordata, Mammalia, Afrosoricida, Chrysochloridae. Gene Ontology annotation, molecular function: calcium ion binding; G protein-coupled receptor activity. Gene Ontology annotation, biological process: adenylate cyclase-activating G protein-coupled receptor signaling pathway; cell surface receptor signaling pathway. The coding region runs from base 1 to 1881 and encodes 626 amino acids. Gene Ontology annotation, cellular component: membrane. The record is from RefSeq and is a predicted model, not a curated record.